GCUGCAAGGAGGGUCAGGCGGAGACUGGAUCCUCCGAGCUCGGGCCAUCUGCGCCGAGCUCGGUCUGAUGGUUCCACUGAAGCCCUAACCAGGGGGCCGGGGGUCCACGGAGAGGAUCUGAAACCCGGCGUCGGCUGCGGAUGACCGUGGAGGGAGUGGAGCCGCUUAUCCCAGCCUUUCCUCGCCGUGGCGCCGCAUUAGCAGCAUCUGUCGGGGGAUUUUUCUUCUUCUUCUUCUUCUUUUUUAUUUAUUUUUUUUAAUUUUCUCUUCUUCUUCUUCUUCUUCUUCUUCUAAACGGGUUAACGCUCCGUUUCUGCUGGAUAGAGGAAACACAGAGAAGAUCUAAGAGAGAUUACACCGGCUUGAGGAGGCUGCAGGGCGGCCCAAAGCCACGGAUUGCUCCGUUGACAGGUUGUCAUCAUGGGCAACGCGCCCACGGCCAGAAAGGGCAGCGAGAUGGAAAGCGUCAAGGAGUUCCUUGCUAAAGCCAAAGAGGACUUCCUCAAGAAAUGGGAGAAUCCUUCACAGAACACUGCUAGUCUGGAGCAGUUUGAGAGGUUGAAAACCUUGGGCACGGGCUCGUUUGGCCGCGUUAUGCUGGUGAAGCACAGAGAAACGGGACAGCAUUACGCCAUGAAGAUCCUCAACAAGCAGAAGGUGGUGAAGCUUAAGCAAAUAGAGCACACUCUAAACGAGAAGAGGAUCCUCCAGGCUGUCAGCUUUCCCUUUCUCGUGCGGUUAGAGUAUUCAUUCAAGGACAACACCAACCUUUACAUGGUUAUGGAAUAUGUACCAGGUGGAGAAAUGUUUUCCCACCUACGAAGAAUUGGCAGAUUCAGUGAGCCGCACGCUCGGUUCUACGCUGCUCAGAUCGUGCUGACCUUUGAGUACCUGCACGCUCUGGACCUGAUCUACAGAGACUUGAAACCUGAAAACCUGCUCAUAGACCAACAGGGCUACAUACAGGUUACAGAUUUUGGCUUUGCCAAACGGGUAAAGGGCCGGACCUGGACACUGUGUGGCACCCCAGAAUAUCUGGCUCCAGAGAUCAUCCUCAGCAAGGGAUACAACAAGGCAGUGGACUGGUGGGCGCUGGGUGUUCUCGUCUAUGAGAUGGCAGCAGGGUAUCCUCCUUUCUUUGCCGAUCAGCCAAUUCAAAUCUAUGAAAAGAUUGUAUCAGGGAAGGUUCGUUUCCCAUCUCACUUCAGUUCAGACCUGAAGGACCUACUGAGGAACCUCUUACAGGUGGAUCUCACAAAACGCUUUGGGAACCUCAAAAACGGAGUCAACGACAUCAAAGGACAUAAGUGGUUCGCAACAACUGACUGGAUUGCCAUCUACCAGAAAAAGGUGGAAGCUCCCUUUGUUCCAAAGUUCAAAGGACCAGGCGAUACCAGCAACUUUGACGACUAUGAAGAGGAGGAGAUCCGUGUCUCCUUCACCGAGAAAUGUGCCAAGGAGUUUGCUGAGUUCUAGAGUUAGAGGAGAAGAAAUAAGGAAAAUAGGGAAAGUCUAAGGUAGGCUGGUCAAACGGGAGACACAAGAAAAGUCUGCUGUCUUCUGUCCAAAUAUAAGCACCAGCUACAAAAAAGAAAAGGGAAAAAAUCGAAUAGAGGUGUGCGAAAAAAGAGAGCGGAGACUGAUAACCAGCAGUGUUGCCUUUUCUGUUGCGUUUCUGUUGUGUUUUAUUUAUUGUCGUCUUAUUUAUGAAUCCCUUUACAACGACGCUGUGUUUCAUGGGUGUCGGGAGCCCCACUAACUUAGAGUUGCCUCUACGCAUUUUCACCCGAGAUCUUCCCGUUUCUGCAUUCAUUUCUGUUCUGUUCAUUUCUGUGCCACAGCAAAAAGACAAGUCAACCAGUCGAUCUGCUGGUCAUUACAUGAGCGUGCACGUAAGAUAUCGUCAGUUUACACCGAUGAGGUGAAUUGAGCAAAACACAACACACGUUAAGAUAAAUGCCCAUGGGAUAUAUAUUUUGUCUUGAGUUCACCUGACCCAUUUCAUAGAUAUAAUACUUCAAAGGCACGAGAGGCCAAAAGAAAGAUGAAACAAAAAGUCAGGUACGUCUGUUGUGUAACUCCAUCUAUGGCUCUUAUUAUUGUUAAUAUAUACAGACUUUGUACAUAUCUGCAGUACUCCAUUUUUAAAUGUUAGUAGGUACUUAGUGGCUCCAGUGAAACCAUAUCACGCUAACGUACAGUACAAUGACAUACGAAUAAAAAGAACGGAUUUCUCUCAGUUUCAAUGGUGUUGUGAGAAAAACACCAACCGCAUAAUGGAAACUCAGGUUUGAACAUAUCACUUAACAGACAUUUAUCUCCAUGAAACCUAUGGAUCAGCAGGCAAAUCUCGGAGUACAGAUUUGGGAAUUUGAAGUUCUGGUUUUAAACGAGUUUAAAAGGAACACACACAAAAAAAGGGACUAUUUAGAGUUUUAGUUGGCGUCUUCCACACUUUAUCCCUUCCAGAAUAUUUGGUCAGUUUUGAUAAAAGUACUUCCUGUUUCAGCUCAGAGCUAAUUUACUACAUGAGAUUAUUCUACUUGUUGAAACAACCGCUUGGCCCCCUGGUUUUGACUUUUAGACACCGUGUGAGGUAGAAGACCUCCGACUGCUUCUGGCUGAGGGUCAUCAGUGCUCCAGUCUGUACGGAUGGCGAUCAGGAUCGUGUUCUUUACCUUGGUUGUUGCUGUUUGUUCAUAUCACAAAAGAGAACCAUGCAACUCUGUUAUCAUUUCCUUUGUGUGUGUGUUCAGGACAUGCACUAGUUUUGCUAAGUUUCAUUUUAUGUGUAUGUAUUGAUGAUCUGAAAAUGAUUGGUACUCUAUUUGUCAAGUUACAGAUGGGUGAACCACCAGGAGGUGAAUAAGCAUCGGGGAAUUUUGUAUUGAACAUGUGUUUCCUCAGUGAAUUUGUUUCCAAUGAGGCUAUUGGUAUAAUAUUCACACCAGAUGUUGCUAGCAACCCAAAUAAUCUGUACAUACAAAGAAAUAAAAACAUCUAAGUCCAUAAAUCAGGUUGUAUUUGAAAGAGAAGCUUUAAGACGUCUCCCGUAUGUAGAAACUAGUCAAAGUUCUCAGUUGUCAUUUUGAAUUAUUCUUUGAUAAAAACUGUCUUGAAAUUUCGUCCGGCCUCUCCGCCGCUCUCUGAUAACCAGUUAUUUCUGUAGUGUUUCCAAUUAUAUUCACGUCAGGUGAUUGACUAUGUUUUUGGGAUCAUUGUCUUUCUGAAACGUGCUGUUGCACUCCUUCCUAUCUUGCCACGUAUGCUGGCAUUUUAAAAGAUACCUGUUACACGAGUCUGAACAUGAGGAAAUUAAGGACAUUUUGCAAAACCUCAAAUUCUGUCAUGUUUUUCAAGUAUUUGUCCUACUUUUGAUCAGCUUUGUCUGUUUAUACUAGCGACAAAUAGGACCAAUUUUAAAAUGUUCUGCAGUUAUGACCAGUCAUGUAUUGCUUUUUCAUAACCACACCAUCUUUUAAUUUCUCCUUAGAAAGAUAAAAAACAGACCCUAUGGGUAUUACAUUUCUAUGCUCUGAGAGUGCCCCCUAGUGGUUCAAACAAUUACUAGCCAGAUUAAUCAAAACACAACAGCUACAGCUAAAAUAAUUUUGUGGCAGCUGCUGCAUGUAUACCUGACGUAUGAGAGCAACCACUCUCAUGUGGCAAGAUUUGGUUUAUAUUAUAAUUAAAGUUGAAUAUGCUACAGUGUUGAAUGUGUAGUGAUGCAAUAUGCACUAUUUUCCAAUCACAUAAUUUCCUGAGGCAAAAAAACUGAUACAAAAUAUUGUAACAAGGGCAUUACUAAGAAUAUCUUGGUACAUUUCUUCCUAUAAAUGCUGCCAGUACCAUAUCCUGUAAGACAGGCUCACACUAUAAUGUUCCCACCUCCAAACGUCACUAUCAACAUGGUGUUUUUGGGGUUGUUGGCCAGUGCCAUUUCUUCUCCAAACAUUGUGUGUGUAGUGACAUUCAAAGAGUUUAAUGUUGGUCUCAUCUAAAGAUGAUAAGCCAGUAUUCCACUGACUUGACCAAAAUGUUCUAUAGCAGACUUAAAGCAAGCUAGAGCAAACUUUCCGGUCAAUAAGGGAGUCUUGUAUAGUGAGGCCAUUGUGGUUGAGUUCAUCAUUUAUUUCCAUGAUAAAAAAAAAAAAUUGGAUUACAAAAGCUCAGUGAGACCAAAUCCUUUGCUUUUGGAGACCUGAUCUGAUUACUCUUUUUUGUCAGAAAUUUUACAAAAAAACACUGUGUUCUUUCCUCCUCGGAUAAUGGCUGUAAUGGUUCUCAUUCAGAAGCUUAGAAAUAUGUCUCUAACCAGUGCUAUUUGUAUUUUUGCAAUAAUACGGGUGAGGAGGUCGUAAAAUUGCUUCUUACGUUUUUCUUGCGAUGGCAUAAAAGAGAAAUUGUUUACGCUCUCGCCUAAAUCAGCUGUCAUGAAUUAUUGGUAACUGAACUAAUAUAAGGCAGGAUUGCUUACUACAUAGUUACAGAUUUCAGUUAUGUUCAGUUGCCUUUUUCUUUCAAGUUUAUUACAUAUGUUAUGUUGAUCUUGCUGUGAAUGGGAGUUUCUUGGGUUGUUACAGACAUCUAGUGUGAAUUUUAUGUCAGUUGAACUGAUAGAAAUUUAUUUACUGAGAAGAACUAUGUUUGAUCAUUGUUUUCCUGCUAUAGCUUGUUGAAAUAUCCUUUUACAUGUACAGUAAACAACCUGGUGAUUUGAAGUUUAUGACAAAGGCCACCUCAGGUGUUCGGGGGUCUCUUUGCUUGACAGUUUGAUAGCAGGGCAUUAUAACAAUGUCCUGAGAGGAUUAAAUUUUUGUUUCAGGCAUUAAAUUAUAAUUUGAUCUUUUACCUUAAUAGGGAUGUGAAAUAUUAUAGUUCAGAUAGGCACAAGGAAUUCCUUUCAUCAUGUUUUUUGUCAAGAGUCUCAACUUUGUGAAAAAUCUCAGAUAUGAGAAAAAUAUGAUCGGCCUUUUGUUUGAAAUACACAUCUGCAAUGUUACUAGUCUGUGUGCAUCAUUUGUAAAUUAGAGUGGUGUUUGAAACGGCUUAACAUGAAGGAAUUAUCCAGGUGGGCGACUUGGGUUCACAGUAUCCUUUACCCCAUGUGUCUCUUAGGAGAGACCAUUCCCAUCCAUGUAUCUACUGUCUUCCACUUAUCCAAGAUCUGGUCCAAGAGGAAUCCCCAGACAUCCCACCCCCACAUAAGCAUCAUCUAGCUCAUUCUGGGGGAUCCCAAAGGGUUCCCAUGCCAGAUGGGACAUAUAAUGGGAUGUGGCCAGAAAACCUCCAAAGGGAGGUGUCCAGGGAGCAUUCUGAUCAGAUGCCCUAACCACUUCAACUGACUGUUUCGAUGUGGAGAAGCAGUGACUCUACUUUCAGCAACCUCCCAGAGAUUCUCACCCUGUCUUUAAGGCAGAGUCCAGCCAUCCUCCAGAGGACGCUCAUUUCGGUCGCUUGUAUCCAGGAUCUCAUACUUUCAGCCUUUUUUCUUAUCUUAUUACCAUAGGUGAGGGUCAGAAUCUAGGUCAAUAAUUUGAGAGCUUAGCUCUUUUUUCAGCACAACACAUCACAACUGCAUACAAAGCCCCAGUCCAUCUGUUGAUCUAGCAUUCUAUCCUACUAUCACUUGGGAACAAGACACCUAGAUACUUAAACUCCUCCACUUGAGGCGGAGACUGACCCCUGACUGAGAGCGGAGCAGUCUUCCUUUCUCUGGCCAGGAACCUUGGCCUCAGACUUAAAGGAGCUGACUCUCAUCCUGGCUGCUUCACACUCUGCAUUGAACCGCUCCAGUGCCCAAUGGAGGUCAUGAGCUGAAAAAGCCAACAGAACCCCCAUCUUAAGUAAAAAAUGUAAAAAUGAGAUCCUGAGGUUUCCAAACCAGACGCCCUCUCCUACAGGACUAUUCCUUGAGAUCCUGUCCAUGAAUACCAGUGGAGUCCAAAGCACACUGGGAACAGGAUUGACUUUGUGCCGAGAAUACAGACCCCAGCUCUUGCUUUGGGAAUACAUAAAUUGGAUACCCAACCAGACACCCCAUACUUGUGAAGAACAGCCCCCAAAAUACCUGGGAUGGACCUGGUCAUAAGCCUACUCCAGAACCAUAAAACACAUGUAGAACUGACAAGCAUACGCCCUCAGCAGUUCCGCAAAUUAAAAGAUGUAGCCCACUGCUCUAUGAGCAUGACAAAAGCCACAUUACACUUCCUGUAUCCAAGGUUCAGCUAUCAGUCAAAUCCUCCUCUCUGACACCCCAGACUAAGCUCUCCCAGGGUGGUUGAGAAGUGUGAUUCCUUGAUAAUUGGAACACACUGUCAGCCACCCUUUCUUGAAAAUGAGGACCACCAGAUCAGUCUGCCACUCCAGUGGUGUUGUUCCAGUCCUCCAUGUGACAUUGAAAAGGUGUGUCAACCAUGACAGGCCCACGGUGUCCAGAGUCUUUAGAAUAUCAAAUUGAAUUUUCUAAACACCUGACACUCUACCACCAGUGAGCAUGUCAACUACCGUGGUGACCUCUGCCACUUAUCUGAGAUUGGGUCCAGGAGGAAACCCCAGACAUUCCUCCCUCCACAGUGACAUGAUCCGCUUGUUCCAAGUCUUCAGGCUCAGCCUCCUCCGUGGAGGACAUGGGUGACCGGAUUAAGGAGCUCUUAAAAGUCCUCCUUCCAUCAUUCAACAAUGUCCUCAGUCCUCUCUGAGUAGUCAAAAGGUUUCCCAGAACUUCCUGGAGUCCAAUUGAAAGUCUCUUUCCACAGCCUCUCUGAAUUCCUCCAAUGCCUGAUUUGUUGCUUAUGCAACUACAGAAGCCUCUGUCCUUUUAGCAACCCAGGACUUGUCAGCUGCUUUAGAAGUUCCCAGGAAUAUCCAACCCCAGACUCCUUCUACAGUCCUGAUGCCUUCCAUCACUACUGGUGUCCACUAAUGGGCCCUCUGGUUGCCAUCAAGAUAGACACCGAUACUAUUAAUGCCACAACAUUGACCAUGUUCACAAUGGAGAUUCUGAAUAUGGUUCAUUCAGAUUCCAUGUCCCCAGCCUCCUUUGAGAGAAAUUCUCCUGGAGAUGGGAAUUGAUCAUCACUGGGACAAGUUCCUCCGCCAAACAUUUCAGGUCACCCUUACCAGGUCUCCCCUGCCACUGGAUCCAAUUCACUACCAAGUGGUGAUUAGUUGACAACUCUGCCCCUCUUUUCAACUGAGUCUCCAAGAUGCAAAGCCGUUGGUCUGAUGAUAUGAUUACAAAUUUGAUCAUCAAAUUUUGGCCCAAGGAUUCAUGGUGCCAAGUACAAUUAUGAUUCACCUUGUGUUCAAACAUGGUAUUUAUGAACAUUUUGUGCCUCACACAGAUGUUCAACAACAAAACACCAGUCAGGUUCAGAUUGGCAAGGCCAAAUCAUCCCAAUCACACCCUUCCAGGUAACCCGGACAUUGCCUGCAUGGGGAUUGAAGUCCCCCAGGUGCAUCACUACAUCCCCAGAUAACACUGUCAGGAACUCCAAGAUUGUUGGAUAGCUAUUUUUAUGUGCACAGGGGACCAUUCCCUUUGACCACAUAGGGCCCCAGAUUUACACUGUGUUGACAUAGCUUGAACACAGAUAAAUGAUAUGAAGAGGCAGCGUGUCAGGCUGAUACAGUGAAGGUCUGAUUUGGCUUUAUCAAUAAACAUCAAAUAAGAGAACUUGCAGGAGGCGACAUAUACACAAUAUGUUAUCACGUCUGGUAAAAAUGUUAAUUACAGAAAUAUUUUAUUGUAGUACCAUAAUAUCACAUUUUUUAAAUAUUCCAACUUGUUAUUGAAGUAAAUUUACUCAGUGAGGAAUGAAAUACCAUGUUAGGAAAUAAUUGUUUUCAGCAAUGUAGUCAAUGACACAGUUACUGGGUGCCCUGUGUUAAGACUUCAAACAGCCACCUUUUUACAAUAGUACAGCACAACAGCAUUUACAGAGAUGGACCUUUGGCCGUUUUCCUUUACAUAAUCUCUCUAGAUUGUCCAGGGCCUUGGAUCUUCAGACUAUUUUCAGUUUACUGGUAAAGGCCACCAGGCUAUUCUCUAAAUCAUCAAGUAUUUCAAAGAAUUUAUGAUGCCAUAAUUAACAGACUCAGAGGGUUAUAGAUCCUCCAUCGUACUUCAGUGAACAUGACAUUUACACCUUCAUACUUUGUUUCCAACCCACUUACAGUGUUUGUUGCUGAAAAGCUUAAUCUCUGUUUCAUCUGACCAACGCUCAUACCGCUGUUCAAGGUCUCAGUAGAGUUUUGUAAGCUGUCCAUGUUUCUGUUAAUGAAGGAGGGAUUGAAAAAGCUUCGUGCCUCACAUACAGCUGGAUGGCUUGUAGACGGGAUCUCAUGCUUGUUAUGGAGACUUGGCGUCCCCAAGAUGUCAUUAUUUGCUGUUGUUGUUCUCAGUUCAGCUCUGUUCUCUGAAUUAAAAUGUUUCUAUUACAUCUAUUUUAAAGGGAUUGUUGGGACUACCAAAAAGAAUGGCUCUGGUAACUUUAUUUUAAAAAUCUAUUACAUUCUAUUAUUCAAUUAUUUCCCCCACUGAAUAAAGGGAAAGUUUGGACUUUCUAUUUUUUCUAGUGGGAGAUUAGCUCGCUGCAGUAAAUUCUGAAUUCGUUAUAUGUUGUUUGUUUUUUUUGUACACUUCUUUGCAAAAAUAGGUAUGUUUUGUCGGUACCCUUAUUACAAAUGCAGAGUGGGUUAAGAUCUAAAAACACUCAGUUCACAUCUCUCACAUCAUUUAACACAUAAGUGGUAAAUUUGUUUCAGUAUAAGCUGCUGGUUUUAUUGUGAAACUCUAAGGCAAAAGUGUGUUCACUGGCUAUAUUAUUGUUAUUACUGUGUGAACAGAGACAGAAUGCAAGUUUGGUCGAAUUUACAGUGGACCUGAAACACUUAAUUGCAGAAUAAAAACACGUACUACAUCUGAAACAAUGGUCCACUGUAAGAUUAUUUAUUUGACCUUGUGAUUCACAUUGAACUUUUAGGCCCCUUCAUAAAAUGACCUGAUGUUAUGCUUCACAUUUGUUUUUUCUUGUAUGUUAAAAGGUAGGAAAUGAACUACCACAAUAAAUCUGGGGCUUGUUUAUUUUCUUUAUGCCAUGUAAGGCCACUAGUUUGAAUUUAAAAAUGUCUCUCUUGAGUUGUUACGUUCAGUGUUCUGUCAAAUCUUUUCCUGAUGAAUCUGAAGGUAUGUUAGCAGACAGAUGGCAGCCUUCUGGUCGUCAUCCGCUUGCUCACUGAUUAUAAUAGCCUAAUUUAUAGACUAUUACUAUCAUCAUGAUAUUGUUUGCAUCUAUGGUUGGGAAAUCACCUCCCCAACAUUUCCUUCAUGUCAGGUUCAGUAUGCAGCAUCCUGGAGACACUUUUGCAGAGACACAACUUCUUCUCAGUGCAGGCACAAUGCUGGUACAUAAGAGCCUACAGUCGCACUUUUUAGGGAAAUGAGACCUCCCUCCUCCCCAGCCAGUGUAAACCAUAUCGACCCAUGCCACACACACACACACACACCCACACCCCUACACACACACACACAAAACACUCUUGUGAAGGGAAGCAUCUAAAGUCACGGGAACAGUGACAUAAAAACAAGUGUAAUAUUUUGCAACAUGAGUAUCAUUCCAAUAAAGUUUUACUUGUAAAAUCUCCCCUGAA
Xiphophorus hellerii (green swordtail) is the source of this 9654-nucleotide messenger RNA. RefSeq names its product cAMP-dependent protein kinase catalytic subunit alpha. The record is from RefSeq and is a predicted model, not a curated record. The transcript has 11 exons. The coding region runs from base 421 to 1476 and encodes 351 amino acids. Gene Ontology annotation, cellular component: nucleus; cAMP-dependent protein kinase complex; cytosol. Gene Ontology annotation, molecular function: protein kinase A regulatory subunit binding; cAMP-dependent protein kinase activity; ATP binding. NCBI's taxonomy places the organism in Eukaryota, Metazoa, Chordata, Actinopteri, Cyprinodontiformes, Poeciliidae. Gene Ontology annotation, biological process: protein phosphorylation.